AGGGGUUCAGUUUUCAAUGUGAAAUUGUGAACCGACAAUUUAAAACGCUGCCGUGUCGUUGCCUCUAGGGCUCAUUCCAAGGUUCGCGGUUUUACUCUCCAUUUUCUGCUCUGUAGGAGACGUAAGGUUCGCAUCGUUCGCUUCUGUUGGAGGGUUAAGGAGAGAAGCCAAGAUGAGCGGAGGAGAGAAAGGGUCAGCAACUAAGACGCCGGCGGACUUUCUCAAGUCAAUUCGCGGUCGACCGGUGGUCGUCAAGCUCAAUUCUGGAGUUGAUUACCGAGGUAUUCUGGCAUGUCUUGAUGGUUAUAUGAAUAUAGCAAUGGAACAAACUGAAGAAUAUGUCAAUGGACAGUUGAAAAACAAGUAUGGUGAUGCUUUCAUUCGUGGAAACAAUGUUUUGUACAUCAGUACUUCAAAGACGAGUCUUCCGGAAUGAGCCCAAAUUGUACUUGUGGUUUCUGCUAAUUGUUAAAGAUGUCAUAUUGUGGAUUCCGGAAAUGAGGAUAAACCGUUCCAACUUCAGCAAUUAAUUGAACUUUUUGUUAUCAAGUUCAAUUUUAGCAUCGAUCAUCGUUGUAAUUACAUUGUCAGGGAUAUGAUGGGUACUCCAGUAGUCACUUUUUUUUGAAUUCAACAGUUUGUGUGAAUGUUUGGAGUUCAGAUUGUUCUUUUGAGGUUUUGGUUUGUAUUGUAUUCCCCUUUUCUAGUAA
Tripterygium wilfordii is the source of this 710-nucleotide messenger RNA. RefSeq names its product U6 snRNA-associated Sm-like protein LSm6. NCBI's taxonomy places the organism in Eukaryota, Viridiplantae, Streptophyta, Magnoliopsida, Celastrales, Celastraceae. Gene Ontology annotation, molecular function: RNA binding. The record is from RefSeq and is a predicted model, not a curated record. Gene Ontology annotation, cellular component: P-body; U4/U6 x U5 tri-snRNP complex; sno(s)RNA-containing ribonucleoprotein complex. The coding region runs from base 173 to 436 and encodes 87 amino acids. Gene Ontology annotation, biological process: mRNA splicing, via spliceosome; maturation of SSU-rRNA. The transcript is spliced from 4 exons.